Microthlaspi erraticum is the source of this 906-nucleotide messenger RNA. Lineage: Eukaryota; Viridiplantae; Streptophyta; Magnoliopsida; Brassicales; Brassicaceae. The record is from the annotation of a GenBank genome assembly.
AUGGAUCAAGCGCACCCACUGAGCAGUCCAAUGAUUGUAAGGUCACUUGAUGUGUUAAAGGACCCUUUCCGCCCUCGAGAAAACAAUGAAGAUGUUCUUGGUCCUGAAGUACCAUACUUAAGUGCAAUAGGGGCAUUGAUGUAUCUUGCUAGUCACACAAGACCUGAUAUAUCAUUUGCAGUAAAUCUAUUGGCAAGAUUUAGCUCAUGUCCAACUCGAAGGCAUUGGAAUGGGAUUAAACAUAUAUUUCGUUACCUUCAAGGCACGAAAGAUAUGGGUCUUUUCUUCUCUAACACAUGCAAGGAAGACUUAAUUGGAUUUGCUGAUGCAGGAUAUUUAUCUGAUCCUCAUAAUGCUCGAUCACAAACUGGAUAUGUGUUCACAUGCGGAGGUACUGCUAUUUCUUGGCGUUCUAUGAAGCAGACUCUUGCAGCUACUUCUUCUAACCAUGCAGAGAUUUUAGCUAUUCACGAAGCUAGUCGCGAGUGCGUGUGGUUAAGAUCUGUAGUUCAACACAUCCGAGAAGAUUGUGGUCUUUCUACAGGAAAAGAAGCUCCAACGGUCAUGUAUGAAGACAAUGCUGCAUGUAUCGCACAACUGAAGGAUGGGUACAUCAAAGGCGAUAGAACGAAGCAUAUUCUACCAAAGUUCUUCUUCACCCAUGAAUUGCAGAAGAAUGGUGAUGUACGUGUUCUGCAGAUUCGUUCAAGUGAAAAUUUGGCGGACUUAUUCACCAAGGCGCUUCCCACCACUACUUUCAAGAAGUUAACUCACAUGAUUGGAUUGCGUCGUCUCAAAGAUCUCAACGGAUGUCUCAUUAGGGGGAGUAACUGCGCGCUACACUCUUUUUCCCUUAACUAUGGUUUUUCCCAUUGGGUUUUCCUAGUAAGGUUUUUAAUGAGGUAG